AACUGAAAAGCUGCUUGGAUAAUAAUAAGAAGUGUUAUUGACUUGUAAAGACUAAAAGUAUAGGCUUUUUGAUUUUAUGACAUAACGGUCUGGCAUACAUUCCUCACUAACAAUGCACACCGACCUCCAACGAGAAUUCAAGAUGCCACAUUGAAGGGGAACAAAAAGGCGACCUGACAGCGGUGUUUGCACUCCCUCCACUUUUCUCCGAAAUAGUCACGGGAUUUCAAUGUUCAGUCUGCUCUUCGAUUUCUGUGUGGACUUCAGCCGUACCUAUAUGGCGGGUGUGACCAGAGAAUUCUGCCAGGCACAGCACCUCACCUCCGUGGAGAAGUGAAUCGGCCGCCCCCUGAGAGACUACGCUACCCAGAAACCCCCCUGACUGUGGCUGACUUUCCCUCUAGGAUACAGCGUAGUCUUUGGCCCGACAGCCCGGUCCUGUCCCGACCAAUACCAAAACAUAUUUGCUUUCUGCUUUCUCCUUGAACAACCAAUCACACACAGCUCUCCUGAAUGGGCCGUCUUGCCAACAUGAACCGCCCCGCUGCAGUCGAGAUUGCCCACGAGUGCAUGAGGUUCCUUAUCACCCACAACCCCACCAACGCCACACUCAACAAGUUCACCGAGGAGCUGAAGAAGUUUGAGGUGAACACUCUGGUCCGAGUUUGUGAAGCCACCUACGACAAGGCUCCUGUAGAGAAGGAGGGGAUCCAAGUCCUGGACUGGCCUUUCGAUGAUGGCGCCCCCCCUCCCACGCAGAUCGUGGACGACUGGCUGAAGCUGCUGAACACCAAGUUUCGAGAGCACCCCGGCUGCUGCAUCGCCGUGCACUGUGUGGCGGGCCUGGGCCGAGCUCCAGUUCUGGUGGCCUUAGCCCUCAUCGAGGGAGGAAUGAAGUACGAGGACGCCGUGCAGUUCAUAAGGCAGAAGAGACGUGGAGCCUUCAACUCCAAACAGCUUCUGUACCUCGAGAAAUACAGGCCCAAAAUGCGUCUGCGGUUCAAAGAUACCAACGGCCACAACUGCUGUGUGCAGUAGGCCGCCAUCAGUGCAUCUGUUUGUAAUGCGCAUCUAGUCUGGAAACUUCCGACAGGAGGUCAUGAAAAACAACAUAAAAGCGUGCUAUCAGUAAUUAUUGUGAUGAUUUGUAACACUGAGUCAUGGUUAAUUGGUCAGAGAGCGAUCUGAUGAUCAAACAUGCGAAACUAGAUCUGGGGAACCACCAGCCGAAACAACGAAUGGAAGGUCAAAGCACACAGACGGGCCCGGUUCUACUGUCCAACCACGGGCCAGAGUUUUUCCACUUGAGUCCAUCCUGUUUCUAUUUUUUCUUCUUCUCUCUGUUCUUCAUUUCAGUUGUAAUCAUGGGAUAAAACCUUCCAUUAUGUGAAUUUUUAUUUUUACACAGAUGUGACAAGAACAUAAGAAGCAUGUUUUUAUUUCCACUAAUAACUCAAGCAAUCGGCCAUUUUUUUUAAACAUUUAAAAACUUUAAACACACAUUGUGUCUUUUUUUUAAUUUUAUUUUUUGCACAGAACUCCGAAGAUUCACCUGAAAAUGCAGUAAUGUUUUCCUUAUACUCCUCGCUUGCUUAAAGUCACUUUGAGUUUAGGGGUUCACUGAGUGUGAAUGUCGAUAUUUAUUCACAGGAAACGUGUGGCAGGUAGGAGUUGGGCAGGGGCAAGGACACUUUGUUAUCCAAUAGUUUUUUUUAUUGUUUCAGAGCCAUUUUAAUCUUGUCAGAGUGCAAUAAUCAGUCCACCUCAGAUCUGCUCAUCAGACCCUGCUGAACCUCUCACUCACACACACACACACACACUCACACACACACACACACACACAGGGUGAAGAAGAAUUAAACUGGUCAGUUUUUUAUCAUUGUUCCCAUUUUGAAAACCUCCCCAAUUCGUAUUGGUUCUUUAAAGAUAAAUAAAUUGAAAUAAAAAAAGCA
Molecule: messenger RNA, 1952 nt
Organism: Nothobranchius furzeri (turquoise killifish)
Lineage: Eukaryota; Metazoa; Chordata; Actinopteri; Cyprinodontiformes; Nothobranchiidae
Gene: ptp4a2b
Product: protein tyrosine phosphatase 4A2b
Biological process (GO): protein dephosphorylation
Cellular component (GO): nucleus; cytoplasm
Molecular function (GO): protein tyrosine phosphatase activity
Source: RefSeq, a predicted model, not a curated record